AUGGAGCCGGUCCAAAUCAUUGCCGGCCUGCGGGUGACGUACCACCUGGUCCUCUUCGGCAUCGACAUUGCCCAGGUCCCCGACGGCGUCCGGUACUGCCUCGGCCUCAUCCGAACCUGCUACCAGGACGUCCAGCACCUCAUUGAGCUCCGUCAGACGUACCUGGCCCUCCUCGAGAAGCGGCCGCUCGUGCUCGAGCGCGUCAACAACAUCAUAUCCACCGCCACCGACAGUCUCCGCGAGGUGUGCGCCAUUGUCGAGAAGUGCCGCCCGGACCCGGGCAAGAGCAGGAUCUCCUUCCUCGACCGCAUGGCAUGGGUUUUGAAUGACGAGAAAACCAUCAAGGCCCAGGAGCCCAUGCUGUCACGCCAGCACGCCACCGUCCUGGCCGAGCUCAACUUUCUCCGCAACAUUGCCCUCAUGGCCCCCGUUGGCCCCGGCGAGAACAAGUCGGAGCCCAAGCCGACAAAAUUUAUCGACAAUCUGGCUCUGCUGGGAGGUCUGAUGGGGAGAUCAGACGACCACAGCUUACCGGGUCCGUCCCGGGCCGCAACGUGGAGCACAUCUACAUCUGGCCAUAUCCCGGGGGCCAACUCCAACAACAUGACGGACGGGGCUGAUGCGCCGCCUCCGCCAUACUGCCCGUCGGUCACCAGUGGUGCUCGCCCGCCUCCAGUCACCUAUCCGCCAGCUCACCGGACCACGACACAUACUCCACCCCACCAGCCUAAUAAGCCUACAUGGUCGCUGCCGCACCAGCCGGCAUCGAUGCCCCCGCAUCAGGCCGCCCGGUAUCCAACCCACCCCCAGAAGGCGACACCUUAUCCGCCCCAGAGCCAGAUGACUACCCCCUAUCCAACCCCGGCCCAGGAGACGGUCUCUUCCUCGCCCAUGCAGACCAGCACGUACUCGGCGGCCCCUCAAGUACCGGCCUACGGAUCCUCCCCGAGUCAGACCCCCACCCAGCAGGGCAUCGAUGCGACGGCCAGGGCAUCACUGCCCCUACACACCCAAGGCAGGGUACCCCCCGCGACUCCGACCCCGGCCAUCACCCGUGGAGGCACAAUCAGAUCCCGCGACGAGGGAGGCUUUCGCGCCAUCUUUGGCGACGCAGUUCUCGCCAACCCGCCCGUCAGCCGCGCCCCGUCGAUGCUCCAACCCAUGCCGACAGGCAGCUCCGCCGUCUCGGUGCUGAGCAGCACCAUGUCAACCGCCGGCUACUACGCCGCCUCGCCCGCGCAGUUCCCGACGGUCACCACGGGGGUGCCAGCCCCCGUCCUGAGCCCCAUGACGACGGGCAGCUCCAUCCUGCGCCCCCGGAGCCCAAUGACUCAGAUGAGUCCACCCGGCGGAGGGGCCGGCGCCGCCUACAUGCAGCCGUCGGGCAAGGGUACUGCCAGUGCUGGCUGGGGAAUGUACUCCCCCAUGCCCGGGCCGUUGAAUCCCGCGUUUGCCGCGACGGACCCCAAUGCCCAGGCCCACGGUCCCGCAGAGUUGCCAGGGAUGAACAUGUACGCUGAGCCCAAGUUUGGCAGUCACUUUGGCGCCGUAGAGCUCCCUGCCACAAACUUCCGCUCGGAGCCCUGUCGUCCCAGUCAUCUGGGGGCUGCCGAGCUUCCUUAA
Emericellopsis cladophorae is the source of this 1623-nucleotide messenger RNA. RefSeq lists its product as uncharacterized. Bases 1 to 1623 code for a protein of 540 amino acids. The record is from RefSeq and is a predicted model, not a curated record. The transcript has 2 exons. NCBI's taxonomy places the organism in Eukaryota, Fungi, Ascomycota, Sordariomycetes, Hypocreales, Bionectriaceae.